This is a messenger RNA of Hemiscyllium ocellatum (epaulette shark), 1865 nucleotides long. It is a transcript of the gene nars2, whose product is annotated as asparaginyl-tRNA synthetase 2, mitochondrial. NCBI's taxonomy places the organism in Eukaryota, Metazoa, Chordata, Chondrichthyes, Orectolobiformes, Hemiscylliidae. Gene Ontology annotation, biological process: asparaginyl-tRNA aminoacylation. The coding region runs from base 37 to 1506 and encodes 489 amino acids. Gene Ontology annotation, cellular component: mitochondrion. The record is from RefSeq and is a predicted model, not a curated record. Gene Ontology annotation, molecular function: ATP binding; nucleic acid binding; asparagine-tRNA ligase activity. The transcript is spliced from 14 exons.
GGUUGUGUGCGCGCGCAUCGUUGAGUAGUUGCUGUAAUGUGGACAAGCAAGAGCCGCUUGUUGGGAUUGCCUUUAACUUGGUGUCCCUCUACCCUCCGGGGGAAAGGGGGCGACGGGCUGUUUAAAGGCCGCAGCAAUACGUCCGGACUGAAGGUGAUUGAGGCGCUUUUGGAAACGGCGGCCAAAGGACAGGAGAUCCGGGUCCAGGGCUGGGUACGGGCUGUACGUGCACAGAAGGAAAUUACGUUUUUGAAUAUUAAUGAUGGAAGUUCAUUACAAAAUCUUCAAAUAGUUGCACGGCCAGAUUUAAAUAUCAGAGGCAUAACUUUUGGCAGUGCAGUUGAAAUUUGGGGGAAACUAGUACAGAGUCCUCACAAGAAACAGAGAACAGAGUUGCUCGCUGAUAAAAUCAGAUUGGUUGGAGCCUGUAAUCCUGUGAAUUUGCCGUUCAAGAUCAAGGAGAGGCAUUCACUGGAAUACAUAAGACAGUUUCCUCAUCUUCGUUGCAAAACAAAUGUUUUCAGUUCACUACUCAGAAUACGAAGCGAAGCGUCCACAGCAAUUCAUUCGUUUUUCAAAAAUAAUGGGUUUGUUCAUAUACACACGCCCAUAAUAACAUCAAACGAUUGUGAAGGAGCUGGCGAACUCUUCCAAAUUGAACCUGCAAGCAGAACAGCUGAAAAGCAUGAGAAUACUCCUUUCUUUGAUGUUCCUUCCUUCUUAACUGUGUCUGGACAACUACAUUUGGAAGUGAUGACUGGGGCUUUCACUCAAGUAUAUACCUUUGGACCAACAUUUCGUGCAGAAAACUCCCAAACCAGAAGACAUUUAGCAGAGUUUUACAUGGUAGAAGCAGAACUUGCCUUCACUGAAAGUUUGAAAGACAUUAUGGAGGUGAUGGAGAAUCUCUUCAAGAUCACAACUUCGCAUAUUCUUUCAAACUGUUCAGAUGAUGUUGAACUCUUCCACAAAUAUAUAGCUCCUGGACAAAAGGAAAGAAUGGAACAGAUGCUGAAAAAUUCAUUUCAAGUGCUUUCCUAUACUGAAGCAAUUGACAUUUUGCAGCGAAGCACAGAAACCUUCAAGUUUGAACCAAAGUGGGGCUGUGACCUGCAGACUGAGCAUGAGAAUCGUUUGGUACAGCACUGUGGCAAUAUCCCUGUUUUUGUGGUUAAUUAUCCUUAUGACAUCAAGCCCUUUUAUGCCAGAGACAAUCAAGAUCACCCUCAGCAUACAGUGGCAGCAGUUGAUCUUCUGGUGCCUGGAAUCGGAGAAUUAUGUGGUGGAAGCUUGAGGGAGGAGCGACUUGAUCUACUGCAAUCUCGCCUAAAAGAGCUUGGUCUAAAAGAAACGUACCAUUGGUAUGAGGAACUUCGCCAGUUUGGAUCAGUGCCACAUGGAGGAUUUGGAUUGGGAUUUGAGCGAUAUUUGCAGUGUAUCUUGGGUGUUGAGAACAUUAAAGAUGUUAUUCCAUUUCCAAGGUUUUCUCACUCUUGCCUUUUGUAAACCUGAGAGGAGUAAAUCAUGUUUUAUGAUUAAAGGUUUUAUUUCAAGAACCUUGUAAAACUGGCAAAUGGACAAUAUUUUCUCGUACUGUACAGUAGUUUAAUCCAAAUUCUUAAAUAUUUACAUAUGAAAUUGAUGUGAGUUGUAAUGAGAAAGAUGGAAGGUGACCAUAUGGCAGUGGUUAUUGUAUUUCUUUCUGAUAAAUCUUUCCAGGAUGUUUUUUUUUAAAUACAAUUAAGAGAAUAUAUCAGAUUACCAUUCUUCCAACUUACUUCAGUUCUCUAACAAGAGAAAUUAAUUUCUAUUUCUCUUUCAGUGAGAUUUGUGAAGAAGUAUUGUGUAAUUUGGAUCUUACUGGU